AUGUCUAAUAAUUUAGUAGGAAAUAUAAAUAAAGAUUCUCUGGACAUGCAAAGCUAGUUAAGUGAUGAAGAGGCUUAGGAUUAGCAACAAAACUUGCUUCCUAUUUGCAAAAAUGAUCCCUCUAAUUUAGAUGAAUAUCUGAUAUUUAGGAGAGAUAGCGUUUCCAAUCAAAACUAGUUCAUUAAUCCUAAAAAAUUUUUAAAAAGUCAAUACUACUCUGGGAACGAUGGUGAGUAUAUUGAUAGUGGCUAUGGAGACGAUACUCUUUCAAGCAUCCAAUCAAUUUAAAAAUUUGGAUUUUUAGAUCCAAUGACUGGAGCAGCUACUUAAAUUGUCUAUAAUAUGCUUAGCAUCUAAGAGGCAACAGACGCUAUUUUAGAAUGUGGUUGUGGUACAGAAUACAUUCUUCCAUAUUUAGUUUAAAUGAAGAAAAAGCAGUGCAAAUUGUUUCUGACUGACAUUUCUAAAGUAAAAUUAAGUGUAAUUAAGCAUAAAUUAAAAUUACUAGAGGUUAAUCCUCUUAGUACUAAGUUAUAUGACUAUAAUUUUGUUCCUAAUAUGGAGGAAGAUUGGUAGGAAUAAGAUAAAUUGCACACUAAUUGUAUUAAAAAUGAUGGAUAAGAGCUUUGCGAUAACAUUUAAGAAUAAGUUAAAUCAAGUGGCUUAUACUUUAAUAAAGGAUUGAAUGUGUUUGCAGAAAGAGCCGAUGCAACAAAGUUGUUUUAUGCAAACUCUGUGUUUGACAUUUAUUUUGGCGGAAUGCUAAUUAAUGAAGUUAAAGAUCCUUUUCAAGCGAUAAAAGAAGCUUACAGAGUUUUGAAGAAAGGAGGCAGAGUUGGUUUUACUAUAUGGGAUAGUGAAUCUAACAACAGUGAUUUCGAUGAAAUUAUGAGCAAAGCCAUCUAAAAAGUGACUGGAGCCAGGACUGAAUUCAAAUAUAUUGAUUAAGAUGAAAUCCUUUCAGUGAAAGAAUACAAAUUAAUGAUGGAAAGAGCUGGCUUUAAAAACAUCCUAAUAUGGAGCUAAUUCAUUCCCUAUAAUUUCUUCACCAAAGAAGACUAUGAAAAUCAUCUUGAUAAAGACAAAAUCAAUGAGCAAAAUAUCCAAAUUAAAAAUGAAGCUCUCAUCUUAUUUGAAGAAAAGCUAAGAAGAGAAAACUCUCCCUUUGGAAUGAACAUCCUAUGCAUUGUAGCUUAAAAACUUGACUGA
Messenger RNA from Tetrahymena thermophila SB210, 1209 nucleotides. RefSeq names its product UbiE/COQ5 family methyltransferase. NCBI's taxonomy places the organism in Eukaryota, Ciliophora, Oligohymenophorea, Hymenostomatida, Tetrahymenidae. The transcript has a single exon. The record is from RefSeq and is a predicted model, not a curated record.